Messenger RNA from Engraulis encrasicolus (European anchovy), 2858 nucleotides. It is a transcript of the gene bach2a, whose product is annotated as BTB and CNC homology 1, basic leucine zipper transcription factor 2a. The coding region runs from base 175 to 2415 and encodes 746 amino acids. Gene Ontology annotation, biological process: regulation of transcription by RNA polymerase II. Gene Ontology annotation, molecular function: DNA-binding transcription factor activity, RNA polymerase II-specific; protein binding; RNA polymerase II cis-regulatory region sequence-specific DNA binding. Lineage: Eukaryota; Metazoa; Chordata; Actinopteri; Clupeiformes; Engraulidae. The transcript has 5 exons. The record is from RefSeq and is a predicted model, not a curated record.
UAACAGGGCUUCUCCACAUUUGCAGACGUUUGAAUGGCUAGUGAUUUUGAGUUAUCGUCUUAGAUAUCGCAUGUGAGACAAAGGAAGCAACUGGGAUUGGCGAAAUGCGGAAACACUGAUUUGUUGCAGGAGGCGAGAUAGCAGGUUGCCCCUGCCCUGAGGUCAGACCAGAGGAUGUGGUCGGUGGAGGAUGGGGGUCGCAGCCCUGAUGGAGACGGAUGCGGAGACGGUGGGCUGGUUUAUGUCCACGAGUCCCCCAGCCACGGCUCCAGGUUGCUGGGGAGGCUGGAGGCCCAGAGGAGGGAGGGCGUGCUGUGUGACGUGACCGUGAAGGUGGAGGGGCAGCGGGUUCGAGCCCACGCGGCCGUGCUGGCGGCCUGUAGUGGCUACUUCCUGCAGAGGCUCCUGAGUAGGGACAAUGAAGAGGAAGGGGACAACGUCAUUACACUGCCCAGCACGGUCACGGCUAGGGGCUUCACCCCACUCCUGCAGUUCGCCUACACGGGGAGGCUCUCCAUCAGCAAGAGCAGCCUCCAUGAAGUCAUCAGCUGUGCGGAGCUCCUCCACGUGUCUGACCUGGAGGGCUUAUGCCUACCUCUCCUAGCCUCCGAGUCGGACAGCCCGGACGUGAAGGACGAGGUUGUUGGCCCAGUGCUCCCUCUCACCAGCCUGCUGACUUUAGGGUCUGGGCUGAAGUCAGAGGAGGAAGAGGAAGAUGAGUGUUUCUCAGAAACCCCCGAUGUGUCUUCCUUUCGGCCACCAAUGUCCUCCUCUCUUGGUGGUUGCCGUGAGGAGGAAGAUGACGAGGCACCUUUCACCUCUGACCUUUCUCAGUGUACCAAACACACCCAGGACCACGCCGACACUUCAGUGCACCAUGGCAACUGUUCAGUGAGGGUCAAUAGUGAUGUCGGUGAGAUAGAGAAGCCAUUGACAUCUGACCUCCUUCAGUCUUCCAAACACAGGAAACAGAUUCUGAAGCAGGCCCUCAGCGAUCACCAUGGCAACCCUACAUUGCACUAUGGCAACACCAAGCCAGUGAAUUGCAGCCCAUCACCAACGGUUCUUCUGGAGCAGGAUACCUUUUCAAAUGGUGUCCAGAAAUCUUCACCUGAGUCUGCAGCUCCAGAUGAUGCUGAUAUUGGGGAGGAGACUCCUCUUAUGUCUAUACCACUGGAGAACAUAAAGAAGGAAGAAAUGAAUAAGUCUAGCUCUGUGUUGCUGGAAUACAAGUCAUCAGACAGGACUUCAAGCAGCAACUUAGCUGCAGACCUGCGUUCCAUACUGAAGGUCAACACGAGGCUACCACUGCCACACAUUUCACCUCUACUACUGAAUAGCGGCCUCACAAACCAGCACAGCGCUCUACAUGACGCUCAGAAAACCCAGGGGUGUCCUCUGACCUCUGCGAGCGUCAAAGUCAACCCUUCAAGAUCACAUAAGCCUCUGUCGAGGAGAGCUGUCCUUCUUCAGGGAGGAGAAGAGACAGCCAGGACCAGUGUUAUAUUUACCUCAGGGUUUCCUAGGCAACCGGAAUCUCCAGAACAUUCCAGUCCAGAGCCCAUGCCAUGCUCCAGGUCUCCUCAGAAUGUCUGUCGCACCAGUGAUGAGAAGACGCUUUCGCCACGUGCUUUCACACCUCCACAAGCUAACACCCAGGGCUCAGUCACAGAGUGUGAACAAUCUCAUGCCGAUAGGACUGCCACCACCUCCACAAACUAUUCCUCAGAUGAGGACGGUCGUAAUGAGGAGUCUGACUCCCCUUCGAGUCUUCCCUCACUGGCCACACCCCGCUUGCCUUUCCCACGUAUGGCCUACUGCCUGGCCUUGAGACAGCAGUCUCAGCAGGAACAGCAACAGCAACAGCAGCAGAAUACCCGGGCCGAGGAGGCCAUUUUGAAGAGCCCAGGGCCGACACAGGUUGCGACGACGGAGGAGAGGUCAUGCUAUGACUCCAGCUCCGGUGACGAAUCGGGCUCCGGCUCGGGAUCUGUCUCUGCGGGCAACUGUGAGUCAUCGCCGCGUGUCAUAGACGCAGGGCUGGAGGUUAACCUCCCCUUCCCGGUGGAUCAGCUGACGUACCUGCCGCGCACUGACUUUCAGCUGGUCAUGCGUACACAGAGGCUGACUCCAGAACAGCUGGGGUUCAUCCAGGAUGAGCGGCGGCGCACCAAGAACCGCAUGGCCGCCCAACGCUGCAGGAAGAGGAAGCUGGACUGCAUUCAGAACCUCGAGGUGGACAUACACAAACUGGUGUGUGAGAAGGAGACACUGCUGAGGGAGAGGAGUCAGCUGAGAGCGUGUCUGGUGGACCUGAAGGAGAGUGUCAGCCAUCUUAGCCACACCGUGCACAGAAGAGACCAAGAGGAACACACGGAACCAAGUUUGGCCAAGUUCUAUUGCCUAGCCAACUAAACAUUCCAGUUCUAUCCCCUUGACAGCUUAAUAUUAUACAGUGCAACAUCUAAAAGCCUGACCAAUUACUAAAUUAUUUUUUUUUCCACGAGUACCUCCUGGCACACUCAACAACAUCCCAUUUGUAUUGCCCAGCCAAAAGCCACCUUGAGCUGGUUAAAAGAGCACCUGUAGAAUCUCUGGCCUAAUACCAAAGAUUUGGAACGUCUCUAGCCGAUUAAACACCAUUCUGACCUUGACAACUGAACAGCAUUCCAAUUCUAUCACCUUGACAACGCAGCAUCAUUCCAGGUCUAUUGCUUAGCCAACUAAAGCCCAUUCCAGUUCUAUCGUUUAGCCAGCUGAACUCCAUUCCAGGUCUAUCUCCUUGAAAACACAGCACAAUUCCAGUUUUUCAUCAUUUAGCCAACAAACUAAGCCCAUUCCAGGUCUAUCAUCUUGCA